Messenger RNA from Triplophysa rosa, 1376 nucleotides. It is a transcript of the gene s100s, whose product is annotated as S100 calcium binding protein S. The record is from RefSeq and is a predicted model, not a curated record. Bases 363 to 740 code for a protein of 125 amino acids. Gene Ontology annotation, molecular function: calcium ion binding; transition metal ion binding. Lineage: Eukaryota; Metazoa; Chordata; Actinopteri; Cypriniformes; Nemacheilidae. The transcript has 4 exons.
CGGGUAGACAGUAGAAACUGAAGAUGCUAGAUGUUGUUGUGGAAGGAGGGGGGAGUGAGUGAUAUUUAAACCCUAGAGGUUCUCUCUCUCUCCUCAUAUGUUCCACGGCUCCCUGGCUGUCUAUCACCAUCUCCAGCACUUCAUCUCAAACAAAGGAAGCUCUCCGUAGGCAUUCAGUGCAGUCCAGAAAAGCUACAUCAACAAACCUCGCACAAUAAGGAAAGCUUGGACUGUUUAGCGUUCCAGCGGUUUGUGAAGAAUUCAUCUCCAAAGAGUUUCUCGUUCAUUGCACCUCAUCAAUGACUGUGUCUGUUUCUAUACAUGCGCAGUAGCUUCCUGAACCUGGAGAGAGAAGAUCCAAGAUGCCACGGUCAAAGUGUGAUGUCAUGUCCAAAGAGCCCAGCUCCAACUUGGAAAGCGCGAUGCAGAUGCUCAUCAAGACCUUUCACAAGUAUUCUGGGAAGGAAGGAGACAAAUUCACGCUCAGUCGAGGAGAACUGAGGGAGCUGCUGACAGAGGAGCUUGGAAAUUAUCUAGGGAACGCCCAAGAUAAAGACGCUGUGGAACGUGUAAUGAAUGACCUAGAUGCCAACAACGAUGGCGAGGUGGACUUCACCGAGUUCAUCAUCCUCAUAGGCGCGCUGACCGUGGCCUGCAACGACUUCUUCCUGGACAGCCCGCCGCCCAAAAGCAAGGCCGACAGCAAGAGCGACGGAGCUGCGGAGGAAAAGAAAGAAUAAUGAGGGCUUACACAACAAGAGAGAAGUAUUAGUGCGUGGUAGUGGUGAGAACAGAGUGAGAUUCUAGCUUCCUUCAUUUCUUUCAUCGGGACUGACAAACCUACAGUUCCUGAAGGAGAUUUGCUUUCAUAAUUCAACACAAGCUGUUCGUUACUUUCAAUGCAAAACUGUCAAACCCAAAGGUGAACACUUGGGGGGCUGAUGGAAAACACGCGGGGUAGUGCCAGGAGCUGGUUUGUCUAACGCUAAGCUAUUUUUCACAGUUGAUAAAAGUUAUUGAGGAGAAAGAUGUUAUGUUUGGGUAUAUAAAAACAUGGGGCUAAAAAUGUUCAGUUUGAGUGCAAUGGUUAUGUUCUUUGGUUUAUGUAAAAGCCUAAGAAUCGUACGUGUCAAGGAAUGUGUUAUGGACAGUUCUGAACAAUCACCUGAUGUUAUGGUAUUUUACAUAAUUUAUUUAUGAAAUUAUGCAUCAUUACAUCCAUUUCAAAGUUACCAUAAAGUCUUAACAGUGUUCACAUGCAAUCGCAUCUGAAAUGAUUCAGUGUUGAACUUGGUUUGUCUCUGUCUUUGCAUCUAUUUUUUGCCUAUUUGUAUUGAAUAACAAAUGCGUAUCUUCUUAAUUAUAAUAAACGUGCA